CCGAUGCAUGCCGAAUGUUGAUGACGGUCGAAGUCGAACUUGAGUCGAAUGCAUACAGGAAGGAGCUAGGGGAGUCGUGGUUCUUGGGUUAUGAUUGCGUCGCGUUUUGGUGAUUGUUAAGUUGGUUGGUUGAAGUAUCUCUUUGGUUGUUUUAAAUAUUAUUAAACGGUAGUAAACAGUACUCAUUUAACUCUCUAAAGUACUUCUAAAGCCGUUAAUAUCGUGGAUUAGUGGGGCGUUUCUUCGGUUGUGAGUAAAACGAGACUUCACCGAUAAUAAAUCACGUUUACAAAAAGUUAUAAUUCAUUAAAAUUAUUUUAAAUCUGUUAAAAGUUGUGAAUUGUAUAUCCCGCGAAUGAUAUAAAGGAUGGUAAGGUGUUUUCAUCGCGUGUUCGUUACAUUUAUAUACACACCCGUGAAUUUGUGUUGAAGCCGAUGAGGUGUGUGAAGUUUAGUGUAUGAUUGUUUUAUUGAUGGGCGGAUUGUUGCAAGCGGCUACAGCGGCACUGUGGCCGCAAAGGCGGAUACCAGUUUCCUGGACGGUCUACAGUAAAAUCCGCCACACUGGAACUAAUGGAAUUGGAAAACAUCGUAGCCAACACUGUUUACUUGAAAGCCAGAGAGGGUGGUUCCGAUAGCAACAAAGGCAAGAGUAAGAAGUGGCGGAAGAUCCUGCAGUUUCCUCACAUAUCGCAAUGCUUAGAUAUAAAGACAAGAAUAGAUGUUAACUACGACUACGUGGUCGAUCAGCAGCCGAUCGGCAAGCUGCUGUUCCGGCAGUUCUGCGAGAAGAACCGACCCCACUACCACAAAUACAACAGUUUUUUAGAUGCGGCGGAUAAUUAUGAGGUGGAGGUGGACGAGAACCGCGGGGCACUGGCUGCCGAGGUGUUCGGACGAUACUUGAAGACUGACGACGGCGAGGCAGUCACCGACGUGGUCUCCGCAAAUGUCGUUGAGGAUGCCAGCUCACUGCUCGAAGGCGGCGCAAAAGACAUCUUCAGCGAGUGCGUGCGAUGUGUCAAGAGUUUCCUGGCCGGCACGCCGUUUGCGGAGUUCGAGCGGUCCAUGUACUUCCAUCGCUACCUGCAGUGGAAGUGGCUGGAGGCUCAGCCCGUCACCCAGCACACCUUCCGCAUGUACCGCGUGCUGGGCAAGGGCGGCUUCGGCGAGGUCUGCGCCUGUCAGGUCCGAGCAACGGGUAAGAUGUACGCCUGCAAGAAGCUAGAGAAGAAGCGAAUAAAGAAGCGUAAGGGCGAGGCGAUGGUGCUGAUCGAGAAGCAGAUCCUGCAGCGGAUCAACUCCCGCUUUGUGGUCAACCUGGCGUACGCUUACGAGACUAAGGACGCGCUGUGUCUAGUUCUCACUAUUAUGAAUGGUGGUGACCUUAAGUUCCACAUAUACAACAUGUGCGGGGCGGAGAGUGGACUGGGGCUAGAGCGGGCCAGGUUCUACGCGGCCCAGGUUGCAUGUGGCCUCGAGCACUUACACAAGAUGGGCAUCGUGUACAGAGACUGCAAGCCGGAGAACAUCCUGCUCGAUGACGCGGGCCACGUGCGUAUCUCAGACCUGGGGCUAGCUGUGGACGUGCCCGAGAACGGCACCGUGCGAGGCCGCGUCGGCACCGUGGGCUACAUGGCACCAGAGGUGAUAGACAACGAGCGGUACACUUUUAGCCCGGACUGGUUCUCUUUCGGGUGCCUCGUGUACGAGAUGAUCGAGGGUCGCGCCCCCUUCCGUGCCAGGAAGGAAAAGGUGAAGCGGGAAGAGGUGGACAGGAGAGUCAAGCACGAGAGCGAGAAGUACUCGUCCAAGUUCAGCGAGUGCUCCGUGUCGCUCUGCGCGGCGCUGCUCAACAAGAGCCCCGCGUCUCGACUCGGCGGCGGUGGCCGGGGCGGCGCCCGGCUGGUCAAGGCCCACCGGUUCUUCGCGCGGCUCAACUGGGCGCGCCUCGAGGCCGGCAUGGUGCGGGCGCCCUUCGUGCCCGACCCUCACGCCGUGUACGCCAAAGACGUGCUCGACAUCGAACAGUUCUCUACGGUGAAGGGCGUGAACCUGGACGCGGGAGACGACACCUUCUAUGGCAAGUUCAACACGGGCUCCGUGUCCAUACCUUGGCAGGCGGAGAUGAUCGACACCGGCUGCUACGCGGAACUAAACCAGUUCACCACAGAUGAGAACGGCAUCGAGACUCGAACCUCUGAUCUGCAGAUAGUAGCAGACACUGAGACACAGGAGGAGGAAACUGGGUGCUUUAUUUUUGCACGAAAGGUGCUAUGUCCGCAAAAGAAGAUCCCGGCCCGGUUACGCCAGGUCCCCGUUCCAGAUCACUUACUACAGCCCUCUUCGCCCCCGCCGGAAUCACUUUCGCCCCCCAACGAACAAGUAACGCCCCCCAUCGAAUCAAUAAUAACCCCACUUGAAUCAGAUACAGCCCUCGUUGAGUCUAUCACAUCUCCUCUGGAUUCAGACACAGCCCCCCUCCAAGUCAAGUCCCUGUACGACGCAAUAAAACCCCAAUAUGACUCAAUAAAGCCCACCUUUGAAUCAAUCAAUCCCGCGUUUGAUGCAAUCAAGCGCCCCCACGAGUCAGUGAAGCCCCCCAUUGAAUCAACGCUCAAUAACAAGCACACGCCAGCUUUCAGCUGACCGACAAGCCGAACGUAACAUGUAGAAAUCAAUCUACAGCGAACAACAUAAGAUGAUAUAAACCACAUGUUGGUUUGGACAUGAUGUAUCAUCCAUUUCUAUCUUCGCUUUCUGCGAUCACCUCUGAUUAAAUACUAUUUUUGUCUUGGUCAGUUGUUCAGAAUAUAGGAAGCUAGCGAAUUUAUUUUGUCAUUUUCCUGUUACGCCAUUUUGUAAUCUAGAUGUAUUAUUAAACAGGGCUACUAUGAGCUACCAGCGGAAAUUAAAUGUAAUUAAUUGCCUGUAGUCGAAUUAUGAAUCCGUAUUGUAAUCUAUAUCAAAUUACACGACUUAAAAAUUAAAUGAAAUUUGCGCACACGAAGCUUGAACACCACGUGGUUAUAAGGCUUCAGAAAAUAAUCCGGGAUGAGUAAAAGGUUAGAACAAUCAUGAACAAUUUAGCCAUUAAGGUAUACUUUUAAUAUAUUUUAUUUUCGACUUGCGAAUUUAAAUGAUGAAGUUAAAUUUAUUAAUUAUUUGUUAAGAGUCCAUUUUUCGUCGCAUUUGAUAUUAUUAAUCGAUAGAUAUUUAAAUAUAAAACGUUUUUUAAUAUUGAAAGGUGGACUGUUAUUUGAUAUUGUAUAUUUUUUAAAUCGUUCUCUUUAUGGUAUUUGUAAAAGCUUUUUUGGUACGACUGUGUGAGUGAUAAUUCGAGUGUUUUGUUUUGGGACACGCGAUUGUCGACUUUAUGUCUACUGUUUUAGGGAAAAAUGUAGUGUUUAUACUGUUACUAUUUUCUGUUUAUAAUUUUAGUCGUAUACCCUAUCUUUUAAAGUUGACAAUUGAAUGUCUAACUAACGGCACGUUAUGAUGGCCGAUUCAUGUUUGUCCGUUAGUGAAAUUCCCUAAAAAUUAUUAACUAUAUUUUAAAUAAUAAUUGUUUUAUUUAAAAAAAAAACAGUUGUCAUAAUGUGCGAAUAUAGAGAGUAAUGUAAAUGCAUUUAGUCGCUUUUGAAAUGAAUUAACGGGUAGGUAGUUAGCGUAUUGCGGUGGAAGUUUCUUCGAGCACAGACUAAUCGUUGUCAACGGAGAAGGUGACGACACAGAGUAGUGAACGUAACGUAAGUACAAUGCAAUUUCUAAAUGUUUUGCCAAUUUUAUAUAACUCGAGCAAUAAGUAGAAUCGAAUUAGUUGAUUCGAUAGAUCGAUGUUUCCUGCGGUAACGACAACUUGAUGUUUUUAUAUGAAUUCGUAUUCGAUCAUCGUGAAUGUGUGAAAACGCUUUGAAUAUUUUUUAAAAGUAAGUAUUUAUUCGAAUCGAUAAUUUAAAUGUAACAUAUUAUUGUUAUUACAUUUGUACAUUAGUAUUCUGAGCGUUUGUGAAUAAAUAAGAAGUACAACUUGCUUUUUCAAGCCAAUAUAGUAACAUUUUUAUUUUAAAUCAAAUGGGGUUUGCUGAAUUUGCAAAAAUUCUGACGGUUUUCAAAACAAAAACAUUCUUAUAGUCGACCCUGAACCCGUCGAUGGCAUUAUGAACUCAAUUAAAAUGUAAUUUUUUAUCGUUUUUCUACGACUUAAACUUUUCGUGUACACAGAAAUGAAUAUGGCAGAUUUAUUUUGUUUACUAUUAUGGUUUAAUAUACCAUAAUUAAUUAUGGCACCCAUGAGGAAUAUCUUUCCAAAUUUUUAUGUGUGCAGUACUUCAGUAUAACGUAAUCCGAACGAUAUGUCUUGCUUACUUUUGUCGAUUGUAUUUAAACGAAAUAAGCACUGGAACCUGCGCACGCCUAUUAACAAUUUCUGCGUUUAUAGAGACACCGCUCAAGAUUCAUGAUAGAUAAUGAUAUACAUACCUAACUAACAAUUUUAACUGGCGAUGCAGUGAACACAUCUGAUUGGUUAAGUGGCAUAUUACCCAUUUACCCACCAACGUUAACAGACUUCUACUAUGUAAAGCACAAAUAUCUACAAUUUGAUCAAUUAGCAAAUAAGGUAUUUAUUAUUAAUAAUUUUAUAUCAAAUUGCAACCAUAGUCUGUAGUGCACAAGUGUCUAUGUAAUAUAACUAUUUUGUCGCUGGAAAUUUUUUGAAUAUUCUUUUAUUAUUAUAUAAGAAAAUAGCAUCCCAUUCCGCGUGUUUUGUAUUCGUAUAUUUAAUAAUUUCAUUUAUUUUGUUAUUUCAAGACAAAGUGUUUUUUAAAAUGGCGUCAGGUUUUCAACAUGGCGGCCCAAUCUGUCACAGUGAUACAAUAAAAGAAAACACUUGUUUGUAUAUAAUAUUUUCAAUGCAUUUUAUAGAAUUAGUUUAACUCGAUAUAACGAAAUUGAUAUUUCUGACUCGGUUUGAAAAAAUCUAACACCGAUGACAUCUAACAAAUCAAAAAGCAAUUCACAAAAUGAAAGCAUAAUUAAAAUCCUAUGCAUUUAAUACUAUUUACGCUUUAAGAAUUUAUCUUUAUAGGUAUCUUAUUGAAAUAUGCGACUACCCAAAUAAUAACUAUACAGGGUUCUACACAUUGAUGUGAAAUAAUGGAGCCACUUGCAUAACUUAUAGAUUUCGAACUCGGGUUUGUAUCAUUUAAAAAGUUUGUGGCGAUAUUUUUUUGGAACUACGCUCCACUCGUAGGAGAAGAAGGACCGAUAUUUUAGUUUUUCAGUCUUAUCUUAACACAACGCAUUGACAUCCAAUAAGAUAAGAGUAGAAGUUAGCUUUCGAAAAGGCACAACGAUAUUAUCUAAUAUUAUAAAGAUGAAAAACUUUCUUACUUGUUUUAACGCGUUUAUCUUUGAAUCUAGCAAUCUAGCAGGUGGAUUUGAUGUAAAAAAUUACAACCCGUGUCUACAAACACUUACUUAUUCGAUAAAUAGCACAACCAUACGUUAUGACUAAACACACAUUUGGUAGGCUGUUACUUGCCAACAAAUCCACGCUGUACAGAUUUAUCAAUUUCGUUAUAAAUAGUUUAUAAUAUCUUCUCCAAUAGUAUGAAGUUGCAGAAUUAAGGCUGAGGUAUACCUCUGUUAUUUACAAUGUCGACGAACAGUCGGACACAAGAACUAGAUGUAGUCAUUAUUUAUAGUCUUGUUGGGCUCAAACUUUCCGAAUACAAAACCUACCGGACUAUAAUAAACUUUUAAGAUAUUGUAUCUUCUGAAGACUUGUCUGUUAUAUAUAAUUUAGUUGUAUCAUUUUGUCAAUCUUGCUUUAUAUAUUUAUAAGUUUUACUCAGCAAUAAUUAUUAUUGAUAACAUGCCCUUUGGCUUAGACUGUACCUUUAAAAUUUUUCGAAAUAUACUAAACUAAAUUCUCUGACAGACGUUAAGUUACUUGUUGGCGAUUCUUUUCUGAAAUUGGGUAUAUAAAACCCCCGCACGUUAAAAAGGGACGGAACCUUAUCAUAUUAAGAUUAUCGGCGGCACUUUUCAUUAGCCAAACCAGCCGUGGAAAAAUCUAAAUCUAAGGUUUAAUUUAUUUUCAAUAUGAGUGUGUUAAGAAAUCUUUAAAUUUAAUUUUAAUUACCUACUGAAAACUAUUAUUUACAACUUUUGUUACGGAAAGUUUGUAUAUACAAUAUCGUUCCUAGGUCUGUUCUAUUGGGGCCCGCUCGGAAAUUUUUAUUGAUAGUAAUUUUUUUAGUGACAUUGGAGAUUUUGUCCAUUAGUAUGUAUUUGAAAACGUCUCUGAAGUUAUGAGUAAUCAUGAAUUAUGAUGAAUUAUCUUUGUGUGGGUGCAUUAUUUUACUAAUUUCCUCGAUUACCAGAUAUGAAAAAAAAUCAUAUUACAAAAUUAAAAGCAGUGACUAAUUUACGCACACAUAAACUUUACUUUUGUGACUAACAAAAAACACUUCUAGCGUUGCAAAGGAGUCACUCGUUCCCUAAGGCUCAAAUUAAACAGGUUAUUUUAUUUCUACGGCAACUUAGCAGAAUUAGUCUUAGCAAAGACGGGUCGCAACUCGUAUACGCUAAUAUAUCGUGAGUUUUAAGCCCGGCGCCCUCUAGCGUCAAGUAAGUGUUUCAAUAUAUCGAUACCUCAGUCCCAAAGUGUAACGAGUCUGAAAUUCAAUAAAUUUAAGAUAAGGUAUGGGUAAUUGUUCCAUAAACGAUAACCCACUAGUUAUAAUAAUAACUAAAUUCAUAACAUUAAUUUAUUCAUAAGUCUAGAAUAUUUUCGUUUCAUUUUGAAAUCUUUUUUUGAAUUGUUACUCUUUGGAAUUUAAGUAUCGAUAGUAUCGACAAAGAAAUAGUUAGUAUAAAACUCCAACUGACGUCAGAUGGCGCUUGUCUACAUUUAACAAUUACCAAGCGAGCCCUCGCGAAUAAUAACACCUAUUUGUGAUUCAUGUUCUAAAUGAAUAUUUUGCAAUAUUUUCACCGAAUUGAUUUAUUAAUCUAGAUUUUCUUACAUAUAAUGCGUGUAACGAGAUAUUCUGAUUUAGUGUUGCUGUGGUUAUAUACGCAUUGGCGUUGACAUCAAUGUGUCAAUUCUGUUAAACGCGUGUGUCAUUUGUCGUUGAGUUUCAUUCAGCCGUUUUGGCGUGAUAGAAUAAAUAAUAAUCAUCAAAACGCACAAAAUUUCAUGUAUAAUGUUAAUAUUAUUUUGUACAAUAAACUUUCGCUUAUAAUGACAAAAUAAGGCCAGUGUGAACUGUUUGUUUUAUUUUUUAGUAAGCAGAACAAAAGUAUUAGGUAGUUAUCCUCACUAAGUAAUUUAAUUGUGUUGAAUGGUGUUUUGCAAAAUUUCAUCGUAAAUACGUAUCUCGAAUAUUAUCGGAAUGUGUUUAGAUGACAUAGACUAAUUAAAAUAACAAGUGGGAAUAUUUAAAUAAUCGCGUGCAAUUUGAACUGUGUUUUUACAUUAGAUUUUGCGUAAAAAAAAUAAUACUAAAAACCUUAGAUCAUUUAUACGUCUAGAUAGACUAUGACAGCUGUGAAAACGUCGAAAAAAAUUAAUUUUGAACUACCCUAUUUUGAGGAAUGCACUCACACUGACACAAUUUGUCAUACAAAUAGCGAGUGUAAGACGAAGCUUGUCACGCACAGUGAAGUAUUAUUUCUGGCCUGUUUUUAUCGGUUGUCUAACAGCAAGAGAUUAUCUAGAUGUAUUAAUAAUCUAAGAUAAAUAUGUAACUUUUAAGCAAAAUCAAAUGUAAAACACAGAUACAAUUACACGCGUUUUAUUACUUUAAAAAGUAUUUUAUUUAAAAAUGUGUAACACUCGCGGUAAUCAAAGAAAAUACUAAGAUAGAAUAUUAGCCGCAGCUGUCAAACAAUCGAACUGAGGCAAAAAGUUAAAGUAACCAUCUUUCAUAUAAAUUUAAAUAAAAAACAUAAGUAUUUUUGAUGUUUUUCUUUUGCUGCGAUUCAAAGACUCUUGCCUGCUAGCGUCGUUCUGUCUGUCGGUUGCGUAUUUUAUAUAUUUUACAAUCUUUGGGAAAGUUACAGCUUGCGACUUGGUGUGUAAGAAGAUCUUAUGGUACGGAGGGCAUUUAUUAGUUACCGCUGAUAUACAAUAGAUAUUAUGAAUAUUUAAUUUGUUAGUAUUAUUAUUAUUUUAUUAUUAUAUUUAUUCACACACACACACACACACACACACAGUAUGACCCCGUCGGGGUAAGCAGAGACAAUAGAAUAGGAAUGCUUCUAUCCUUACAAACCUUAUGUUUGUAAUUGUUAUAUAACAUGCUAAUCUAAUAUACAUAAUUCUUUUAUACCUAAACGAACGUAUAUCUAGACGCACAUAUAUGUUCAAUAAAAACUAACAUUUAUCGAAUACUAUUUUGCUCAUACAUAUAUUCUACAUUAUGUUAUUUUGUCGUACAACAUCCAUUAGAUCGCGUGAUUGAUAUUUUUUAAUAUCUGUAAGUUAACGAUGAGGAAAUUUUGCACCAAUGGAAUUGGUUGUACGUCUGUGUAGGUUUUGAGCGGUGAGUUUAUUUAGUGCGCAGAUCUUCAGUAGCGACUGCGCUUGUACGUUGGGUGUUAGUUGCCCAGUCAGCUGUCUCCUGCGUAAUAAUGAUACCAAUCAAGGACCGUGAACUAUACGUUACAAUAUUCAAUUUACAAUUUUGUCAAUUAAAUCCGUUACACGCGUAUUACCUGGGUCAUAUCAAUGAGGCAUUUCCACCGAGGGCCUUAUUCAUAGAUGUUUCAACGUUUCUUAAAUAUUUUUUUAACAAUAAUAGGUAUUUCGGAAAUUACAUAUUAUUAUAACACUAAUCUAAGGUAGCCAGCGGUCAACAAAUCCCUAAUCGCUUAAUAUAUUUUCACAGUUACAAAUGUUAAUAUUUAGAAGAACAAACACUUUUUUUUAAUUCUGAAUAAUGUUGUAGUUGAUGUAUUCUAACUUGCAUGGUCGUUAAUAUAAUAUAAUUUCAAAGUUAAUUCAGACGUUCGAUUCGUCCCGAAGUUGCUGCGAAUAGGUAGAAUGGGUCUUAGAGUGACGUAUGAGAAAUUGCCCAAAUAGAUACGCGUGGCAACUUUAGACCGAACAUAUAGACUUAAAUAAAACACUUUUUAAAGGAUUAAAACGCGUAUAAGUAAUUAUAAAUGCGUUUUUACAUUAGUUGUUGCGUAAAUUAUUAUUUUAUUUAUUUAUUACUAUUAUUAUUAUUUUAGCUAACCGGACCUUUGUGACCUUUCAGAGCACAUUUUCCUAAAAUGCAAAAUCGAAUGUAAAAACACAUUUAAAGUAAUACCAACUUAUCUGUGAAGUGGCAAAAAUAAGAACUCUGGUCGCCAUGUUGUGUGUCAAAUGUCAUUCGACUGUCAGUGUCUACUGCUUUCGAGUGUUCCGUGGGUUUUAUUGCGAUUCUUCUGAAUUUUAAGCGUUAAAUAUGCCCCGACUUUUAUGCACAUUGGAAUUAAUUACCAACACUGAAACGACAAUGGCGACACCCAUCAGUUCACAGAUUAGUUGGUGACACUGUACAAGCGUUUAAUCCGUUAAAAAGAGUUUAAUUUAAAUGUGUAACACUCGCGUUAGUCAAACAAUAUUUGGCGAGGGGUUUAUCGUGUUUGUCUUCCGCUGAUGGUAGACUAUGUUUAAUCAGUAAUUAAAAUAUUAAAUUUUUUAUGUAACGUUUUGACAUUCUAUGAAUAGGGCCAUUUGGUGGUAGAAGAUAUUGUGUUAUUAACUAUAGGGGAGAUAAUUAUAAUUUGACGCGGUGUCUGUCAUUGCGAAUUUAUGAGAUAUAGCUUUAUAUGAAUAACUUAAUGUCAACAUUUUGCAAACUGGUCUACAUACAGGCAAUAACAUUAAAAAAAUAAUUAUGGCGUUUGUCAUAUUUUGGCCGUAGUAAAUAGUUUUGUAUUUCACCUUCAAAAUUGUAAAUUGAGUCAGGUUUUUUGGAUUUCUAUACAAAAUCUCGUCACUUGACAACACAUUUUGUUCUUUUAGCAAAAUAUUACACUUGUUAUUUUUUGAAGUGACCUUGCACAGUAAAAACCGCCAAGAUGUUCCUAUCCUACCUUUUGAAAUACUUCUCUUUCUUUCCAUCUCACGAAAUUAUACUCAGAAAUGUUUGCCCACGUGUAGCGCCGGCUUUGCGCCCAAUAUAAAGCAAUAUGAAGUACCCAAGUAUCGAUUGUAAAAUUAAUAAGUGACAGUGACAUUGACAGCUAGCAGUGACAGACGUGUGGCCCCUCGAUGUCAACUUUCUCGGUACUGUUUGUCGUUAUUGCAGUAUUUUGAUGCAAAUAUUAUUAUUUAGUAAGCGUAUAAAUAAAUUGACUCUGAUAUAGA
Leptidea sinapis is the source of this 10372-nucleotide messenger RNA. RefSeq names its product G protein-coupled receptor kinase 2 (gene Gprk2). Bases 574 to 2649 code for a protein of 691 amino acids. The record is from RefSeq and is a predicted model, not a curated record. Gene Ontology annotation, cellular component: cytoplasm. The transcript is spliced from 13 exons. Lineage: Eukaryota; Metazoa; Arthropoda; Insecta; Lepidoptera; Pieridae. Gene Ontology annotation, biological process: signal transduction; protein phosphorylation; regulation of signal transduction. Gene Ontology annotation, molecular function: G protein-coupled receptor kinase activity; ATP binding.